CCUGGAAAUAAGAAAUCUGUCUUCCCUUCUUAAUAGAAAAGGAAGAAGCUUUCCUUGGACCAUUCAGAAACCUGAAAAAAUCUAAACCAUUUCACUCAACGAUCUUCGUUUCCGUUUCAGCUAUCAAAACCAAAACCCUAAUCACGAUGAAAAACCAUGAAUGAUCAAUUGGCCAGAGCGGAGGAUUUCGAGAAGAAAGCUGAGAAGAAGCUCAACGGCUGGGGCUUGUUUAUCUCCAAAUAUGAAGACGCCGCCGGACUCUUCGAUAAGGCUGCCAACUCCUUCAAGCUCGCCAAAGCCUGUUCGUAUCAGUCCCUUUCACUUUUUGAGUCUUCGGUUCUUUGUUUGUCUCUAUGAAAACUUCGGCGUAAGAAACGUAGUGUAGAUAUGUGAGAAUUUGAGAUCUAAUGAUUCUUGCGGUUGGAUUACGCCAUUUUGGAACUCGAUACUAUUAUCUCUUUACUUUCCGAGUGAAUGUGCGAUUGAAGUUUUCUUAAUUAUUAUUAUUAUUAUUAUUAUUUUUGCUAAGGAUUGUUUGUUUUUCUGAUUUUCCUGCGAUUUCAAUUAUGUUUCUGCUAGGAUCAUGUUAUCCAUUGAUUGGUUAACAGUGCAAUCGCGAUGUGAUUACAUUGAUUGGAAUGAUAUCUGUAGUUGCCUGAGACAAAUGUAUCACAUUAGGAGGAAUACACUUGGGAUUACAUUGAUUUCGGUAGUGAUUACUAUUAUUAUCUGUUUAUUUAAUUGUUGUGGAGUUAAAUUGCAUUUUCAUCUAAUAAUUAUGUGUUUUUUAU
This is a messenger RNA of Rubroshorea leprosula, 791 nucleotides long. The record is from the annotation of a GenBank genome assembly. NCBI's taxonomy places the organism in Eukaryota, Viridiplantae, Streptophyta, Magnoliopsida, Malvales, Dipterocarpaceae.